Messenger RNA from Xiphophorus hellerii (green swordtail), 11885 nucleotides. RefSeq names its product adenylate cyclase 9 (gene adcy9a). Gene Ontology annotation, biological process: adenylate cyclase-activating G protein-coupled receptor signaling pathway; intracellular signal transduction; cyclic nucleotide biosynthetic process. The record is from RefSeq and is a predicted model, not a curated record. The transcript has 11 exons. Lineage: Eukaryota; Metazoa; Chordata; Actinopteri; Cyprinodontiformes; Poeciliidae. Gene Ontology annotation, cellular component: plasma membrane. Gene Ontology annotation, molecular function: adenylate cyclase activity. The coding region runs from base 2211 to 6545 and encodes 1444 amino acids.
UUUUUUUUCUUUUUUUUCUUUUAUAUGUAGGCCCAAAACCGGAAGUAGUGUUCUUGAGGAUCACAGUUAACUUCGCAGACUGCCUGGUCUGGCCAACCAGCACCGCCACAACAGCUGGGGAAGGAUUUCCGACCCACUUGCAGUGAAGAUGGUGGCAGUUACAAGAGUGAGGAGCUUUCUGUCGCCCGGACGAGACGGAGAAACAGACAGCCGUCUGUCUUUUUUGUUUUCAUCCAGACCCUAACUACGUCCGAGAGCUAAGACAGGGAGGCGCGGAGGUGUGGAGGUGGGGGGGAAAGGGUGGCAACCAGCCACCGAACGGACGGAAGAGGACACACCACCGCCGGAGCGCACGGCGUUGUGUUUUUUUGGACACAUGCAUGCCAGCGAAAACUAGACCUGAGGAAUUGCGAUCUGGAGAUAAGGAGAGUGCGUUCUCCCACCUACCCCGUUUCUUUCUGGAUAAUCCGAACGAGGAUCACCAAGAGCCAGAGCCGCUCUGUGGAUUUUCUCCCUUCUUUGCUACAAGGGAAUGCGAGAGGAGGAAAUCCAGCCUCAUCUCCAAAUAAGCAGAGACUCCUAACUGGGUCUCCGCUCCAAACGCAGGAAAUACGGCCUGGAAGCGAGAGAGAGAAAGAAAAGUUCGGGACUUUGGAGGCUUUGGAGGCUUUACCGUAACAUUUUUAGCCUAAGCAAUCCUCGUGCUUCUGAGAAGAAGUUCAAGAAAAAAAAGCAUUCCCUUUUUCUUUUUUUUUUUUUUUACAUGCAGCGGGGUGGUGUUAUUUGCAAGAGUUUUUAUCAUCACUAUUUAUAGCCCAGCCUGGUCCGAAGCGAAGCCGUUCCCCGUAGCUGCAUGUAUGUUUUGCCAACUGCGCGCAACAAGUUGCAGGCACUCCCAGCAGAGGCAAAACACACGCUAAAAAAAAGAAAAAAAGAAAAAAGAACUGGGGCAGUGCAUGGAGAGUUAUUAUUUUUUCUUUCUUUUACUAGUGCGGAUCAUGCGUCUGUGAAAAGGGGGAAGUAAGGGAGGGGGCGCAGACCCUGAGACCCUCUCUUUGGGAAAAGCGGAGAGAGAGAAAGAGAGAGAGAGAGAAAGAAAGAGGGGAGGGAAUAAACAGAGGAGAUCCGGAGCUGGGAGUUCAGGAAAGGACGGGGCUGCAUCCGUGGGAAUAGGCCUGGCUGUCAGGGGCCUCCUCUGUGAGUCGGGUGUCCAAAAACAAAAUAAUAAUAAUUAUUAUAUAAAAUGGAGGGGGGCUGCUGCAAUAAAGAUGACAGGGGAAUCUUGGGAAUGAGAAAUGGAAAGCCUUCGCGUACUGAGCCGUGCAUUAGAGUGGAUGCAGUGGGAGGUAAUUACAGCUCGCACACUUUUUAAUUAACUGCUUUAAGACUUUUCAUCCGUUUGAGGUCGCCGUUCUCUUUUGAUAAGCUGUUAAUUUUUUAAAUUUUUUUUUUGCAUUUGUAUUAUUUCUAAUAAGUGCAAUUUUAUGUAUUUUUUCUUCUUCGUAGCACCGGUUGCUGCUCGUACAUGUAGUAUUUUAUUCGUGGAAAAGGAGUAUAAAUAGAGGAGCUAUGCAGGGUGUUGCAACAAGGACAGCGCAACCUUUGUAACCAACUGUUGACAUCUAUUUUAUUAUUAUCAUCACCGUUAUUAUUAUUCCUCAUUCAAACAACCCAGUUAAGCGACGACGGGAGAAACUUUCUAAUUGCGCACAUUCAGCGGCUGAUAAUCGCCGGUCGUGCACAUUUGAAGAAGAGAAAUCUGUUGCACCGCUUCCAUCAGCCGCUUGCCGAGAAGGAUGCUGAGUCCAGGAGGAAGAAAACGUGAUGAUGAGAAUGUUUGCACCGCAGCUGGAGAGCAACACCGGACAGCCUCUGUGGAGAGGGAUGCGUGCAACGCGAGUACUGACGCAAAGGCGAAGAUACAGAAUCGUGUUCUGUGAGCGUCUUAAUGUGAGUGACUGCGCGUAGCCGAUUCGUCUGUCAUCCCUCCCCGGUCAGUGUUAAUUUUCCGUCAAAAACCUUUUUUGUUGUUGUUGUUCUGCCUCCCAUGUUGGUGUCUGUCCUCCUCCACCUUCCCUCAUUUGACUCGGCGGCACCAGAGUAAAUUACUGAUUGACUCAACACCUCAGUGACCGCCUCUCCCUCCCGCCCCCCGCCCCGCUUACCCCACUCUCAUCUCCCGUCGCCUCCGCUCGUCAGCACUAGUCAACAUGGCCACUCUGCAACAUCACAGGCAGCUUCUUAUGCACGGCACGGAGGUGAGCUGCGACUCAGCCAGGGGUGAUGGCGCCAUCACGGUGCGGAUUGCCAAUAAUUCCACCCGGAUGCAGCAGCAGCAGCAGCAUCAUGAGCCACUUCGGGUUGCAAAGAGUGAAGGAGGAGGCGGCGGAGGAGGGGGUGCCAGUAAAGCGAAAACUGCCCUCCACAAGUACAGCAUCUCCUCCAGCUGCAGCUCAGCAGACUCCAGACCCGUCAUAACUUACACUCCCAAUGUGCAGAAGAAGGCCCCUUCACUGUUUGAACGCUCCGCCGCCCAGUGUUGGGACCCCAAGUUUGACUCCUCAGUCCUGGAGGACGCCUGCCAGGAAAGGUGCUUUCCACAGAAGCAGAGGCGCUUCCGUUAUGUCCUCUUCUACCUGGCAGUGGCUUCUAUACUCUGGGGGGUGUACUUUGGGGUGAACAGUGACCGCUGUCGUCCCGUGACCUUCCUCGCCCCCACUGCCUCCUUUCUGGCCUUGCUGGUGCUUUUGUUUUUGUUCACCUUUACCAAGCCCUACAUGUGGCUGUACAACCAAACCUCCCUGCUGCUAAUAGUCCUUACAUUUGCCAUCACUUUGGCUCCACAGAUGCAAACUGCUACCUAUAACUGGGCUGCCGAAGUGAACGCCUCUCACACCUCUCUGAACAAAGAGAUUCCGCCUCAGAUGUCCUGCAUCUCCCCCGUUGGCACCUUUUCCCUCUGCAUCGAGGUCCUGUUAUUGGUAUACAGCGUCCUCCAUAUCCGUCUGUAUGCCUCAGUGAUGCUGGGCCUCCUGUAUUCUGUCUUAUUUGAGGCUUUAGGAUGGCUGCCACUGCUUCAGAGGAAUUAUGAAGCUACUGGACAGGUGUCAACUUUGCAAAACACGCUCCUUUGGCUUGGCCCGGGUAAGGGUCUACUCCACCUGUGCGCGCACGUCAUUGGCAUUCAUCUUUUUAUCAUGUCCGAGGUGCGAUCCCGCAGCACCUUUCUUAAAGUGGGCCAAGCCAUAAUGCACGGCAAAGACUUGGAGGUGGAGAAGGCCUUGAAGGAAAGGAUGAUCCACUCAGUCAUGCCGAGACGAGUUGCAGACGAGCUGAUGAAGCAGGGCGACGAUGAGGGCGGCGGCGAGAAUUCUGGCAAGAGAUAUUCCUCUGGAGCCUGCUCAGCCUCGGCCGUGGCAGUGGGCAGCGGAGGGAGCGGAGGAGCUCUCCAAAGCCAAACUGUUAUAAGUUCUAAGAAUAACCCUCAUAGCAAUCACAGACGUAAAAAGACUUCGAUACCCCGAGGACAGAUAAUAUUCAGACCCUUUAACAUGAAACGCAUGGAGCCUGUCAGCAUCCUCUUCGCCGACAUUGUGGGCUUCACAAAAAUGUCCGCCAACAAGAAGGCGCCGGCCCUGGUGGGUCUCCUUAAUGACCUGUUUGGACGUUUUGACAGACUCUGCGAAUUGACCCGCUGCGAGAAGAUCAGCACUCUGGGAGACUGCUACUACUGCGUCGCAGGGUGCCCCGAGCCCAGACCAGACCACGCGUACUGCUGCGUCGAGAUGGGAUUGGGCAUGAUCCAGGCCAUCGAGCAGUUCUGCCAGGAGACGUGCGAGACCGUCAACAUGCGGGUCGGUGUCCACACGGGCACCGUGCUGUGCGGGAUCCUGGGAAUGAAAAGGUUCAAGUUUGACGUGUGGUCGAACGACGUCAAUCUGGCGAACUUGAUGGAGCAGCUGGGCAUGGCGGGGAAGGUUCAUCUGUCCGAAGCUACUGCCCGGUUCCUGGACGACCGCUACCAGAGGGAGGAUGGGCAGGUGGCCGAGAGAGCAGGGCAGAGUGCAAUCGAGAAACUGAAAGGAAUGAAAACAUACCUGAUCUCAGGAAGGAAGCCAGAUCAUGAUGUGCAGUGCGGCUGCUCUCUGCCUGGAGGGGAGUUUGUGGGGGUCAACGUGCCUUCCUGCCCUCAGCCUCGUACACCGGACCUCAUCCACGGAGCAGCACAGGCUGCCGAGUCCCUUCUGCCUCACAAACCAUCGGACAGAACUGUGCCUCCCUGUGUUUUCCAUGGUGCCGUGCGCUCGUCCAUGGCGGAGCAGGACGAUGAUGUGGCUGUUGUGAACGGCUGUCAGGAGGAACACAAGGCCAGCGGUGCCAAGUUCCUACCAGGCCACAACCCGAAAGUGGUCAACGGUCUCCUGAGCCCCCCGCUGGAGGACGCCGCCGCACGUGCCAGCCAGAGCUCCCUCUGCGACAUCCUCCAGGAGAAAGAGAAGAAGACCAGCACCAGCACGGGCACCGGCACAAGCCUCGGCAUGGCGGCGGCGGUGGCGGCGGCAGGCACGGGCAUGGAUCACUCUGCCCUCAUCCAGCUGCGUGCCAAGAACUUCAAACGGAAAAGCGACGCCCACUUCGUGGACGUUAUCAGGGAGGACAGUCUGAUGAAGGACUACUUUUUCAAGCCGCCCAUCAACAAGAUCAGUUUGAACUUUCUGGAGAGACCUCUGGAGAAGGCGUAUCGCAGCAGCUACAAAGAAGAGGUGAAGAACCAGGUUCCGGUGCAGACGUUUGCCAGCCCCACUUUCAGUUCCUUCCUGGACGUUCUCCUCAGCUGCUUCGUCUUCCUGGCCUUGACCGUGGCCUGCUUCCUUCCGUCUCUGGUCGACCCGGCCACGGCGGGCCCCCCGGCGCUCGCUGCCCUGAUCCUGGCUCCUCUGGCUGGGUUGUUAGAGAUGGCCUCACUGGUGUUCUCCGUACGCAUGACCUUCUACCUGGAGGAGUUGAGGAGAUGCACUCGCUCCCUGGCCUUGCUGGUGUCCGGCUGGGUCUCUCGUCAUCUGAUUGGUGCGGCGUUGGUCUCCCUUCCCGCCGUCUCCGUCUUGUCCCAUGUCAGCGUCCGCCUUCCGCUCCAGGUGACCAUGUUCCUGUGCUGUGCCACCAUCUUGGCCAUAAUUCAGUACUGUAACUUCUGUCAGCUGAGUUUUUGGAUGAGGUCCGUCUUCGCCACCAUCACCGGACUCGCUCUCCUGCUGAUGCUGUACAGUCCUGUUCACAGCUCAAGUAAUAACGCCGUGCCAGUUCAUGGGUUGAACGUCUCCACCUCCAGCGACGGUGUGUCCGAGUUGAGCCCAGACACGUCAAGACUCUCUGACUUCCUGGUCACGGAGGCGAUCCUAGCCUUCUUCCUGCUUCUCCUUCUGGUCUGGUUUCUCAAUCGUGAGUCCGAAGUCAGCUACCGCCUUCAUUACCAUGGCAACGUGGAGGCUGACAAGCACCGCUCCAAAAUUCAGACGAUGCGAGACCAGGCUGAGUGGCUUCUGGGCAACAUCAUCCCCAUCCAUGUCGCCGACCAGCUCAAGGAGACCCAGAGCUACUCCAAGAACCACGACAGCGUAGGGGUGAUCUUUGCCAGCAUCGUCAACUUCAGCGAGUUCUACGAAGAGAGCUACGAGGGCGGGAAGGAGUGCUAUCGCGUCCUGAACGAGCUGAUCGGAGACUUUGACGAGCUCCUCCGCAAGCCCGAGUUCAGGAGCGUGGAGAAAAUCAAGACCAUCGGCUCCACCUACAUGGCAGCGUCGGGGCUCAACGUCCAGCAGACGGGGGACGACGAAGACGAGUCUCCCCACGCGCACCUGAGGGCGCUUUUCGACUUUGCCCUGGAGAUGAUGGGCGUCCUGGACGACUUCAACAAGAAUAUGCUGGGCUUCGGUUUCAAGCUGCGCAUCGGGUUCAACCACGGGCCGCUGACGGCUGGAGUGAUCGGCACGACCAAGCUGCUUUAUGACAUCUGGGGGGACACGGUCAACAUCGCCAGCCGGAUGGACUCGACCGGCGUGGAGUGUCGGGUGCAGGUGAGCGAGGAGAGCCACGCCGUCCUCAGCGCCAUGGGCUUGGAGUUCGACUACAGGGGGACGGUCAAUGUCAAGGGCAAAGGCCAAAUGAGGACUUUUCUCUACCCGAAAAGCGGGGAGAGCUUCUGCCAGGAGCAAAGGGAGCCGGCAGCUGGAGUUGGACCGACGAUAUUAACUUCUUGUAAGACUUCCUUCUCUCUUCCCAAUCAGUCCCCUCCGCCCCAAAGCGCUGUAAGGGCUGCAGGCGCAAACUCCGAGCCCAACCCAGCGACGAGCGUAGAAGAGAGGGAUGAAGGUUACAGGGACUUAGCACACAUCCCUGAGGAGUCCCCCGACAGAGACUUUAGCAGCCUUGCAAGUUCUGAGACAGUCCCUGCUACACAGACAGAUCCCGCUCUUCUCACGCUUCAGGAGGAGGAAGAGGCGAACGAGCUGUCAAAACUCAACGAGGAGUUUUACGCUCGUCUCUGAUCGUAGAUCCCGCUAUUCCUCCGUCUCCUUCUCCGCCGCUUCCACCUCUUUAGGACCGAUUACAGAUGCCAGCAAGGACGUCUCUUCCUUUCCCUCUUUGGCACGGAGGAAGCAGCGGAUCGUUUCAACGCACACCGCGGCUUGAAAACGGGGCCGGGGGGUCCGCCGAAUAUCUUCUAUGGGAGCGUUGCCCGAGCGCUAUAACGGUGGAUUUUCGAGCUGUGCUGAGCACAGCGACUUAUCACGAUGAAAAGCAUGAAGAAGGAGGAAAAAGGAACGUUUUUAAGGUGUUAUGUCUUUUCUUAAUAUUUUUAUUAAGUGCCUUCAGGACUAGAACAGUGAACGAACAAAUAUGAAAAGUGAACAAGAAUUGAACAACCUAGACUACAGAUCAUGCUGUAGUUUCUUAUUUCAUCCUUUAUUUUUUUAAUGCAAGUAUUGUUUUUUUUUGUUUGUUUGUUUUUUUUUUAUAAAUCAUUACCGUUGUGCCAUAUCAAUCGCUAAGGGAAAAUCAUUUUAGUUUUUAUGUAAGUGCCAACGCCGUGUUAUGGGCUUAGUGGGAAAUUAGGGGAAAAUUGAGGGAAUUACACAAAGCAGUGUUAAUAUUACACAUACUGCUUUGACAUAAGGGCCUAAAUACAGUAUUCAUUUAUGCCCAGAGAUUCACUUAUAAGAGGAUAUGCUGCAAAAGCAGGCUGCUUUGAUGAUUUUUAUUUUUAUUUUAGCUUGUGUAGCAACUUGAUGAACAUUUUAAGCACAGUUCUUGCACAGUGUUUUUGUUUUAUUUUUACCACUUGUAUUUAGCCGUUUUUACAGCUUGAUUGCUUCUUAGAGACUCUGGGGAAAGAUCUUACAGUAAAAGCACAAAAGCUUAGACACAUAAGGGAAAAUAGGUCUGAACAAGAUGUGUUUCUGAAGCAGGGACACCAUCAGAGAACAGGAAGGCACUUUAAACACCUACAGUGCCUUGCAAAAGUAUUCAAGCAUCUUGAGCUUUUUUGCAUCUUGUCAUUUUCCAGUUUCCUCAAUGUAUGUUAUUGGGAUUUUAUGCAAUAGAUCAAUACAAAGUAGUGUAAAACCAGUACAAAUAUCGAUGAGAAUGAGUGAAUGAAAUCUGAAAAGUGUGGCGGUCAUUUGUUGUCAGCCCUCCCAAGUCAAUCCUCUCGUAGAACCAGGAUUUUGUUGCAAGUCUCUACUUCCUUUAUACAUCUAGAGACUUGCAUAUUCUUCUUUGCAAAAACGACAUCAGCUCAGUCACACUGAGAGCUUUAGUAAAAAAAGACAAUUCUAAACUCUUGCACUGAUUCCAAGUCCAAUUUUCACUUUAUUUAGGUCAUUGUGAUAUGACCACGCUUUGGCCCAAACAGUUCCUUUGUAGCUCUGGCUCGGUGUCAUGCUGAAAGGUGAACCUUCAAUCUUUGUAAACUCCUAACAGGUUUUUCGUACAAGAUUUGGAGCUGCUUGCUCCAUCCUGAAGAAAAACAUUCCCACAGCAUGAUGCCGCUGCCACUAUGUUUCACCAUGUUGAUUAUAUAUCCAGGUUGAUGUGUAGUGAUCUUUUUAUUUUUUUUUAUUUUCAGUCACGAGGCAUUUUGAAUGUAGACCAAAAAGUUCAGAUUUGAGUAUCCUUGGUGAAAAUGUGAAUUAUUCGUGUUUUUUAAAAAUAAGUUAGUAAGCGAUUAAUCGUUAAAUGGAGAAUAGAGACUCAAAAAAAAAGAAAAAGAAAACAACAACAUAGUCAAAGGAGUAAUUAAGCCAAAACUUUACAAAAGAUGCAUACAUUUUGCAUUUAUGAUUUAAAAAAACAAACGUUUUUUAUCAGUAAAUAUAUUCUACCCAGAACUUAUCAAGUGACACAGCGUUAGCUUCAUUUUACUCAAAUCUAGUAAAAAACAAUAAAUAAAUAAAUAAAUAGUAAAUAAAAUCUCCUAUUAAGUACCUUUUUCUAUCCAAUUAUUGAUUGGCUAAUCCGAAAAAAUAAUCAACAGAUUAGCCCUACAAUUUAUUGAUUAAGUCAGGCUGAGCUUUUUCACAUGUUGAUGUUAGAAGUAUUUUUUUUUUUUAGCUUUGCUACAAAUGAUCAAUCACUAACAGAAUGCUAUGUUGUUGCAUUUAAGGCAAUAAAAUGUCUAUUUUUGUAUUUUUAAAAAAAGGAAUUAAAUUAUUUAUCUGUGUUUUUAAUGUAUUUCCAAUAUUGUUUGAAGUAAGCGUAAAUAGUUCAAUAAAACCUCUGCAGAAUUUGCCCAUUUCCUCUGUCUGAUUAAACAUCAGGAUCGUCAAUAGAAUAAUCAAUUACCAAAAUAAUUGUUAGCUGCUGGCCUAUCCUCAUCUCAUCGAGACGAAUGGAUGCACACACCUGUUAAUUCUCCACCAAUUUGCGCUGGUCUGUCGCAUGAAAUCCCACGCUUCGCUUCAGCACAUUGCGGUUUCUGCUUGCAACAUGACAACAUGUGUAAAAGCUCGAGGACUUCUGAAGCGUACUGUCCGGUGAAACCAUGAUCUGCUUUUCGAGGAUGCAAUAUACUCGCUUCCCUCUCCUCCCCGGAUUGAGAACGCGAAGGAGCAAAUUCAAAAACAAAGGUUUUUAGUUUGCUUCUCCUGGAAGCUUGUCUACAAGUGAGGUGGGAGUUUAGAAAUCAAAUCAACUGUGGGGUGUUGUGUACCUUUAUGUUGUGUACCUUUAAUUGGGAACGUGAGGAACAAUCACAGUCCCCAUUCGCCUGUUCUGUGUCAGAGCACAGCUCAUCUACUGUUCACUGUGUGUUAAACCUCCGAGUCAAACUGUGCGAUGCUCCGUUGGUCACCUUUACUGCUUGAAACAAAGGAACAAAAAAAAAAAACCUGAAAUAAAAUUAAUAUAAUUUCCCUACUGUGGGACAACAAAGGAUACUUCUAUUCUGUUUAGUUAGCUGAAUUUGAGUUUAGCCCUACAGCUUGCUGUUGAAGCGUUGUGACAUUUCAGAGCUUCUUCCCUGGGGAAGGAGCCCUCUACUGUAUCAAUAUUGUGCCACUUUAAUGAAGUGGUCUGUAAGUGAAGUGCAACAAUAGCUAGUUGAUUGUUUUGUGGUGCCUAAAGUUGUGGCUGUUUUUUUUUUCUAUUUCAGUAUUUUAGUACACCUUUUUUUGUUUUGUUUUUUUACAUGAUACAUUUUUCAUGAGGAUGAUUUGAUUAUGAUUGUAUGUUUUAAGAAAAUCAAGCUGCCACAACGUUCGCUGCAAGUUUGAGUUGACAGAUUCCUCGCCGUUGAAAUCCGACGGGGUUUCGCAUUGAAUCACUGCCACAGUUUGCUCUUUUGCCCUUUCACUUCCCGCUCAUGUUCGAUCUCUUCUCCUCAAAGCACAUGUCUCUCUCUUGUAGUGUGUGUGGGUGUGUGUGUGUGUGCGUGCGGGUGUGUGUGUGUGUGUGUAUGUACUGUGAGACAUCUAACUUUUACCUAAAGUAAAUAAGAGGAAAGAUGCAAAAGGAAAUCCUCGAGAUUAGCCAAUCUUCAGUGUUUCAUUUCUUUGCUGCUGCUGCUGCCGCCUCCUUGUUUGUACAGGAAUUACAUUAUUUACAUUUCGCUGUUAGAGCCGGACUGGGAGGGGGGAAGAGGAUGUGUUGUCAUUUCAGAAAAAAUGUAAAAGGGAAAAUCGUCUCUAUUCUCAGUACCUGUCAGGAGUAUUUAUAUCGCCUAGACGUUUUCACAUUGUGUCUCAUUACAACCACAGACUUGAGUGUACUUUAUCGGGGACUGUUUGGGAACAAUUUUCAAGUCUUUGCACAGAUUCUUUAUUGGAUUCAGGUCUGGACUUUGACUGGGCCAUCUUAGCACAUGAAUGUGCUCUGAUCUAAGCCAUUCCAUUGUAGCUGUGGUUAUUAGUUUUUGGGUUAUUGUCCAGCUGGAAGAUGAACCGUUGCCCCGGUCUUAGGUGUUUUGCUUAACGCUGCUUUUAACUUCUCCUCAACAUUUUCCCUCAACCUGUCUGCUGUUUUUCUUGGUCAUUGUGUGGCUGUUUCUUCGCUAAAGUUCUCUAACAGCUGGAUUUCUACUGAGAUUAAAUUGCACUCAGAUAGACUCUUAUUUUAUUAUUGGGUAAUGUCUGAAUGCAAGAGUGAGGUGCAGUAUGUAACUUUUUUGAACAGUAUGGUUUUUUUGGAGGGGUUUUUACCCAUUUACCAUAUUUGUUAAAAUUGCGACCAUGUAGUGUAGUCAUUCAUGCUCAUGUACACGCUGCUAAAUGUGCGUACAUUCAGUACAUUUAGCACAUUUAGCACCGUUGCAGGAAAAUAGUUAAUUGGCCGUUACUGGUGGCUGUGCUAACUAGCUUGAGCAUUCACAACAGGCUUCUGUGUGGAGGAAUGUAACAGAGAGCAAGGGGGAGGGUUUGAACUGGGUAUACACAAGGAUGAUUGACAGUGCUGAGACCCUCCCCCUGGCUCUGAUUGGUUGUUUCUGCAGAUGACAGUUGGACCACAAGCAGGAGACAGUGGAGUUUGAUUUUUUAUUUUUUUUUCCACAUAUUACCGUCAAAUCAUAGUGACAGUUUUAAUAAAUAUGUGUAAGACAUAUUGUUUUUAAAAGUUACACACUGCAACUUUAAAGACUUAUCUAAAAACAAAAGAAAAUAAGACCACGUAUCAUUUUCUGAUCACUUCACAGUUAUGUACUACGUUGCAUAACGUCCAGAUAAAGUACAUCAAAGCGUGUGGUUGUAAUGUGACAAAAUUUAAAAAGUUCAAAGGCUGUGAAUACUUUCGCGCGCCACCGUAUCCAUCUGCCUCAUCUGUAGCAUAGAAAAACGUCUGGUUACCUCUGCCACUGGGCAUCCCCACAUACACAAUCAGUGCCUUUUUCUUUUCUUUUUUUUUUAGUUGGAGUCCUUUUUUUCUGAAAUUGUUGUGUGUGUGAAGUGUGGUUAUAGUGUCAAAUGAUUUAACCCUAGUUGCAUUAAUACCAUGAGAAUCCAAAGAAGCAUCUUCAGCAGGUGUCACAGUAGCUAGAGACAAAAAUAUUUAUGUUAGACUUCAGUCAUAAGCUCUCAAUGUUUUAUUUCUUUUUUGUACACCUGUGAUCCAUGUUCCCAGAUUGCUCGCUUUCGAUGAGCCACAGCACAAAAAAAAAAAGGUUGGACGAAAUACCAGGUCUUUUGUGAAGGAAGGUUUCACACACGUACGCACGCAUUUUCUUGACGACCUCAAUGCCUUAUGUUGCUAAGUAAUCCUGUGUGAGUUUUAGGCCAUGGCAGCACAGCAUACAAAGAAAAAAAAAAAGAAGAGAUUUCACAAGUUGACAAGUGCACCACCUUUCCAGUAGCACACAUCUGUAUACAGCCACAAAUAAAACAUUACAUUGAAAACUA